This is a messenger RNA of Didymella exigua CBS 183.55, 2324 nucleotides long. Its product is annotated as glycoside hydrolase family 43 protein. The transcript is spliced from 2 exons. Bases 388 to 2127 code for a protein of 579 amino acids. The record is from RefSeq and is a predicted model, not a curated record. Gene Ontology annotation, molecular function: hydrolase activity, hydrolyzing O-glycosyl compounds. Gene Ontology annotation, biological process: carbohydrate metabolic process. NCBI's taxonomy places the organism in Eukaryota, Fungi, Ascomycota, Dothideomycetes, Pleosporales, Didymellaceae.
UCGUGAUGCGAUUCAAACUUAGAUUGAGUGUCUCGUCGGCUACCUAUUUGGGCAGUCAUUCCUUGUGCUCAUCGGCGCGACUGAGCACUCGUGCCUGGCGGCUCGGCAUUUAGUAUAAGAUGAGCAGAUCUCACAACGCUCUUCUCUGCCUGCACCGCGGCUCUUCUAGCCAGUGCCAAGCCCGUCGAGAUACGGGAACAAGCAGCACAAGCUGAACCAUACGAGGGCUAUGUCUUCGCGUACUUCACGAACAACACCAAAGCUGGCGAACAGAUCUACCUAGCAGCAAGUAACGGCAACAAUGCACUGAGCUGGAAAGAGUUGAACGAUGGGCAGCCAAUCAUCACAUCAACCAAGGGCACCAAAGGACUGCGUGAUCCCUUCCUUAUGCGCUCACAUGACGGCGGCAAGUUCUUCCUCAUCGCGACCGACCUGAGCAUCGGGUCGGGCACAUCGUGGGGAGACGCCGUUCGCAAUGGUAGCUUGUACCUGGAGAUCUGGGAGUCAACUGACCUCAAGAACUGGGGAACACAACGACACGUCAAGGUUUCACCUGACACUGCCGGCAACACAUGGGCGCCCGAGGCUUACUACGACCCCACUAUCGAGGCUUACGUUGUCUUCUGGGCUUCUUCGCUGUACGCAGAGAGCGAUACCAGUCACACUGGAAGCACCUACCACAGGAUGCUGUACGCCACCACGAAGGACUUUAUCACCUUCAGUGACGCCCAGGUCUGGCAAGACGCCGGCAUGUCGCGCAUAGAUUCGACGGUCAUCCAGGAGGGCGACAUUUUCUACCGCUUCACCAAGGACGAAGGCGCUUCCGGUACCGGUUGCUCGGACAUCAUCCAAGAACACUCAACCUCACUCCGCGCUACCUUGGAGUCAUGGACGCAAGACGCCGCCUGCAUCGGCAAGAACGCUGGUACCAGCGCUGUGGAAGGGCCCACAGUCUUCAAGUCCAACCCCGGCGACGUCAAUGGCGACAAGUUCUACCUCUUCGUCGACGAAUAUACGGGCCGCGGCUAUAUCCCGCUCGAAACCGCCGAUAUCUCAAAGCCCAGCUGGAAAGUCUCAGCCGCAUACACGCUACCCAAGAGUCCGCGCCACGGCACCGUCCUUCCCGUCACCGCAGCCGAGCAUGCGUCCCUGACUACUGCAACAUCUGCCGCACCUAAGCGCUUGCGUAGCGCUCCCAAGCUGCAAGCCAGAGACUCCCCCGUCCUGCCAGGCUUCUACGCAGACCCGAACAUCGCUGUGUUCGGAAACAAGUACUACAUCUACGCGACCACCGACGGCACACCCGGCUGGGCCGGCAACACCUUCUACGCAUGGUCCUCUCCCGACCUCGUCUCCUGGACGCGCCCCAAGUCUCCGUUCCUGACGCUCAACGGCACCUCGGGCAACGUGCCCUGGGCGGUCGGAAACGCAUGGGCGCCGACCAUCAUCGAGCGUGCGGGCAAGUACUACUUCUACUUCAGCGGCCAAAACGCACAGUACAACACCAAGACAAUCGGUGCGGCUGUCGCCAACAGCCCCGAGGGGCCGUUCGUCGCACAGGCGCAAGCGUUUAUCCUGAACAACGAGGCGCUGAAGACAGGCCAGGCAAUCGAUCCCGCAGCCUUCCAGGACCCCACCACGGGCAAGUACUAUCUGUUCUGGGGCAACGGGACUCCGCUGUACGCCGAGUUCAAGGACGACAUGCUGUCGCUGAAGAAUGACACGCUCAAGGCCAUCUCCGGCCUGACCGACUUCCGCGAGGGCAUCUUCAUGAACUACCGCAAGGGCACGUUCCACCUGACUUACUCGAUCGACGACACGCGCUCGGAGAACUACCGCGUCGGCUACGCGACGUCGUCGUCCAUUGACGGCCCGUGGACCGUCCACGGCGUCAUCCUGCAGAAAGAUGUCAGCCAGGGUAUCCUCGCUACGGGGCACAGUAGCAUCAUUCAGGUUCCCGGGACGGAUGAUUGGUACAUCGCGUACCACCGCUUCGCGAUCCCGAACGGCAACGGCACUGACAGGGAGACGACUAUCGAUCGUGUGUUCUUUGAUGAUAACGGGUUGAUCAAGCCUGUUGUGCCGACGUUGACGAGCGUUGCUCCGCAGACUGUGCCGCGCCACUAGAUAGUCUGUGGUCUUGUGCCGCAGCGUGUAAUUAUGAGUUGUUGAAUGAGAUUUUUUUCUUCUCACAAGAGAUAUUCCAAAGCACUAUCCAGCUCGAGUCUCCAAAUCCUAUCCUGCAGUCGUCCAUCCAUCACACCCCUACCCUCUCCAAAUGCCCUGUUUCGACAAUGCUAAACAGGCCGGGCGAGCUGACGUGA